This is a messenger RNA of Salmo salar (Atlantic salmon), 1705 nucleotides long. RefSeq lists its product as uncharacterized. Gene Ontology annotation, biological process: regulation of gene expression. NCBI's taxonomy places the organism in Eukaryota, Metazoa, Chordata, Actinopteri, Salmoniformes, Salmonidae. The record is from RefSeq and is a predicted model, not a curated record. Gene Ontology annotation, cellular component: nucleus.
GACCAACCAAUCACUGUUGAUGAGGGGAGUGGAACCUCAACCCAGCACUUUAUUGUGAUCGAGUCUGCAGAUGCAGAGGCUGCAGGUCCUGGGGUCAAGCUGGAGAGGUUUGAAGGAGUGGAGGACCCACGGCACAACAGAGACAUCCAGUCUGGAGUGCCCCCUGUAGCCACGGAGGACCCCACCACCACCCCAGUGCAGUCCAGGACACGAUGCCUCAUCACGGAGGUCAGUGGAACGCCGAACGCCAUCCUCAAGUCAGAGACAGACACCAAGACUUUAACUGUACACACAGGAGCUGAUCACAGAUCAAACCCGGGGAGACUGGGCUGUCCUCCUGCUCCCGGCUCAGAGUAUUUACCGCUAUUUCACCAGGGGACAGUUAAUUCCUGUGGAGAUGUUGAUGGUGAUGCGUUCGACACUGGCGGUGAUGAUCCAUCUUGUUCUUACACUACAGAGAUGGACCCUGGCAACAUAUCCUUGGGUUUAGAGACACAGACUGAUCUGUCUAGAGGGGACUGGAACCGGUACAGUAGUAGUGUAUACUCUGAAGGGUGCCUAGAUAAGAAAGGGGAGGGUCUGAUUGUAGAUGAAGUGACUGUGAAAGUGGAGGGUGACGUUCCUCCCACAUGGAAUGCAGAUAGUCACCUAGGGGACGGAAACUCACAGGGCAGAGAUUUCUUUGAUUACAGUGGAAGCUUAGAGACAAAUCUAAAUGUUGCCACCCACUCCCUUUUACACACGUUCAAGGAUCGCGACCCAGAGUCCACUUCGAUGGGGCCUUCAGAUUCACACAGCCUCGUCCUUUUCGAUCAGGUAUUGAACUCAAACGACAGGGCUAGAGCCCAGGCUCAGGGAGGGGGAGCCACAUCAGGCAAUAUUAAAGAGAAACGGUUCCUCUGCAUGUUCUGUAACAAAGGCUUCAGCUGCCCCCAGAAGGUGGAGAUCCACCGGAGGGUCCACACAGGGGAGAAACCAUUCAGCUGUCCCCAGUGUCACAUGUGCUUCGCCCAGGCCUGCAGCCUGAAGAGGCACCAGAGGGUCCACACAGGGGAGAAACCCUACAGCUGCCCCCAGUGUGAGAAGAGGUUCUCUCGCCAGCACCAGCUGAAGACGCACCUGAAGGUCCACACGGGAGAAAGGCCGUUUGCCUGUACGCACUGCGGGAAGAGGUUCUCCGAGAGGAGCUACCUCAGGAUACACCAGCAGAAAAAACAUUCCACUCUAUAACAUGGAAAGUAACCGUUCCACUCGAUAGCUUCUGAUGUUUAGAUUAAACCCUGCAUUAAAGACAAAGAUGAAUUUAUUGUUGUCAGCAGAAAAGACCCAGAGAUGCAUUUGGAAUAACGAGAGUUACAGAUUUCAGUGUUGAAUAUUCCUGAGUAGAAUAUUACAUCCAGAAAUGGUGUGAUAUUUAAGGCAUAUACAAUGCCUUUGGAAAGUAUUCAGACCCCUUGACAUUUUCCACAUUUUGUUUCAUUACAGGCUUAUUCUAUAAUGGAUUAAAUAAAUAAAAAAUCAUCAGCAAUCUACACACAAUACCCCAUAAUGCGAAAAACAGGAAUACCUUAUUUACAUAAGUAUUCAGACCCGUUGCUAUGAGAAAUUGAGCUCAGGUGCAUCCUGUUUCAAUUGAUCAUCCUUGAGGAAAGUUCUACAAUUUGAUUGGAGUCCACCUAUGGUAAAGUACAUUUAUUGGACAUGA